Molecule: messenger RNA, 753 nt
Organism: Gekko japonicus
Lineage: Eukaryota; Metazoa; Chordata; Lepidosauria; Squamata; Gekkonidae
Product: gastrula zinc finger protein XlCGF7.1-like
Exons: 1
Coding region: 1-753 (250 amino acids)
Biological process (GO): negative regulation of transcription by RNA polymerase II
Molecular function (GO): DNA-binding transcription repressor activity, RNA polymerase II-specific
Source: RefSeq, a predicted model, not a curated record
AUGACCUUUCUUUCUAAAAAAGAUUCAGCAGGCUCCAGGACUGCCAGCCGGACCACGGAUACCCCGUCUGAGGAAGACUCUGGAGCCCUGAAAACGCCCCAGGACACGUGGGGGAAUAUGGGUGAGGCAACGUCCUCAGAGUGGGAGGAAGACAAGCGACUGGGUGAACAGGGCAGCUCUUCAGAUGAUGAACUUACUAUUCAAACAACAGGGCCUAGAAAGUUUCCAGCGUUCCUCUCUUCACCGACCCUUAAGGCCAGGGAGGAACUGAAGGACAUAGAAAGCCAAACAAGGACCUUCUUUUGGGGAGAAAAGCCUCACCAAUGUCGUGAGUGUGGGGAGAGCUUCAGAGUGAAGCAAGAACUUGCUUUGCACAAGAGAAUCCACUGGCGGGAGAGGCCCUUCCCCUGUGCUGUUUGCGGGAAGAGGUUUACCCGGCUGUACCACCUCACCACGCACCUGCGGAUUCACUCGGGUGAGAAACCUUACCACUGCACCGAGUGUGGGAAGCGAUACGCAGACGCCUCCAAUUUUUACAAGCACCAGAGGAGCCACGUGACUGAGAAGCCCUACCCGUGUACAGACUGUGGGAAAACCUUUGGGGACCCGUCCAAUUUUUAUAAGCACCAGAAGGAGCACCGAGGGGAUAGGCCUUACAUUUGUGACACUUGCGGAGACUGCUUCAGCAAACAAAAGGAUCUCUCUGCUCACCAGAGGAUUCACGAGGAUGGGAGGGUGCCCUCUCUGUAUUGA